AUGGAUAUGGACAUGGUUGAUUUAAUGGAUAUCGAGGACAUGGAAGUCACCGAGUUGUUACAAACACCACGCAUCCAGGAUGACACAGCCGAUUUACGUGGACUCUCACAACCUUUUAUAAGUCAAACAUGUAAAAAAGUUGCAGACGCCAUUGCUCAAAUAUCACAUAGAUUUAUAAAAAUGCCUGCUACAUUAACAGAACAAGAGGAAGCAAUGCAAAAAUUUCGUAGAAUAGCAAACUUCCCUACAGUGAUUGGUGCUAUUGAAUGUACUCAUAUUAGAGUUAAAAAGUUAAAUGUAGACGGUGGUCAUCUAUAUAUUAACUGCAAAGGAUUUCCAUCCCUCAAUAUCCAGGUAGUUUUUGAUGCAGAUUGUAAAAUCAUGGACAUUGUUACCAGGUGGCGUGGGAGUGUUCAUGACUCCAGAAUAUUUAGGGAAAGUCGUUUGAAGCAGCGAUUUGAGGCUGGUGCAUUCUCAGGCAUAUUGUUAGGAGACAGUGGCUAUGCUUGUAUACCGUAUUUGUUUACACAAUUAUAA
Molecule: messenger RNA, 537 nt
Organism: Vanessa atalanta (red admiral)
Lineage: Eukaryota; Metazoa; Arthropoda; Insecta; Lepidoptera; Nymphalidae
Product: putative nuclease HARBI1
Exons: 3
Coding region: 1-537 (178 amino acids)
Source: RefSeq, a predicted model, not a curated record